CCCAUUCCUUUUUGCCAUUUCUUCGUGUUGCCAGCCAACACUCCUUAUAAUCCCCUUCUCACAAAACUUCACAUUCCGUUCUAGAAAUUCUCUCUUCUUCAAAACCUACUCUGAAGUUUUCGUCUCUCUCUCUCUCUCACAUCCAAUUCCGAUGGAUUUUGCAGGCAAGAUUCUCAGAAGAUCAGUUCAUGGUUUCCUUCUGAACUAUCACUAUUUCACCUCUGUUUCUGCUUUCCUCGCUCUUCCGUUUUCUGCUUCCAUUCUCCUCUCUCAAGCUUUUGUCCCUUCCUCUUCAUCGCUCUUUCCCCAAAUCUCCAAUCGCUUGCAGACUCUGUUCGAUGCUGCGGGAUUCCCUUCUUCUUCUUCUUCAAAAAUAUUUACCCUUUUUGGCCACAAGGCUUCAGAAACCAUCGCUUCCAUAAUAUUCAUCCUUCCCUUUACCCUCAGCUUCCUCAUCAUCGCUAAAGCUUCCAUUUUUGAGGCUCUGAAACAACCCCACAGGCCAGCUUCCUCUGCUUCUUCUUUUACUUCCAUGAUAUUUCUGUACAAGCCACUCCUAAAAACCUGCAUUAGCAACUCAUUGUUGGUUAUUUCUGCCAUUGCAACAUCGUAUUGUCUUAUGUUUUUUGCCUUUGGUGUCGUCGAAGGACUGGACGACACUUCCCCUGAUACCCUGUUCUUGGUUACAACAUGUGGGGCGGUUAUCUUCUCUGUUCUUUUAGCCAAUGCACUCGUCAUCAGCAGUAUGGCGAUGGCUGUGUCUGGUAUGGAAGGACGUGGAGGGUAUUUAGCGAUUCUUAAGGCUUGUGUUCUUUUAAGGGGAAGAACAUCAAUGGCUUUGCUCUUGGCUCUGCCCAUGAACAUGGCUCUGGCCGUCAUUGAAGCCUUGUUUCACUUUCGGGUCGUGAGAGCGUAUCGUGUUGGUGGACGAGCAGAACCUUCGAUGGCUUUAGAGGCUAUCUUCAUUGCUUACUUGUACUCAAUCUUCAUCGUCCUUGAUACUAUUGUGGCCUCCAUGUUCUACAGAAUUUGUAAGACGAGGUCACGGAUUAAUGAUGAAGAUGGAAAAUUAUUGGUCAGGAUUGAGAUCUCAGGGGAGGACAAUUAUGAGUUCGAGAAGACCAAGAAUUUCGAAGAAUUGCCUUGAAAUAAGGUUAGGAUCAUUGAACUAGUCAUCGAGGAUGUUCUGUUCUGCUUCUGCAAUCUUCAUGGCUAUGUGAAGGAUAAGAUAGGGAUGAUGAUGAUGAUUUUUUUUUUUUUGUUAUUAUUAUGAAUAUAGUAUUAAAAAAAAGGUAUGUAUAGGAGGUGUUUGGGUGCAAGAUUUAUUUAUGCUGCUGGAAGGAAACGGACGGAGCAGCGUCGUAAGACAUAAAAGAGUUUGGCUAUGUGGAAAAAAACGCAGAAGCCAGAGAUUUAGAGUCACCAUUCUUAUUGAUUUCAUUGUCUUGUUCUU
Messenger RNA from Neltuma alba, 1453 nucleotides. RefSeq lists its product as uncharacterized. The record is from RefSeq and is a predicted model, not a curated record. NCBI's taxonomy places the organism in Eukaryota, Viridiplantae, Streptophyta, Magnoliopsida, Fabales, Fabaceae. Bases 152 to 1147 code for a protein of 331 amino acids. The transcript has a single exon.